Pseudovirgaria hyperparasitica is the source of this 1210-nucleotide messenger RNA. RefSeq lists its product as uncharacterized. NCBI's taxonomy places the organism in Eukaryota, Fungi, Ascomycota, Dothideomycetes, Acrospermales, Acrospermaceae. The transcript has a single exon. The record is from RefSeq and is a predicted model, not a curated record. The coding region runs from base 181 to 1089 and encodes 302 amino acids.
UAAACAGCGUUGUGCAAUUUCUCGCGUCGCCAAUUCUGCACUGUGAAGUGGCGUGGCAUUUGACAGCACCUUGAGCAAUUUCACCCACUUCCUCAGCCAGCCCUUCCAUUUGCCUCUCUACCUCUUCUCUAUUUACAUCCUCCAGCUCUUGAACCAAUCCGUCCUUGACAGAUUGAAACGAUGUCCUCUAGGCGCCCACCACCCACUCUCCCCAGACUGCGCACCAAUCUCCUGCCUUUCGUCCCCGAUGUCCCGCGCUGCGACUCCUCUACGCUGCCAGAUAUUCCCGGUCUACCCUCAAUUCAAGAAGGCUCACCCCUAGCCCCACGCAGAGUGUCCUCCCUCGUAUUCUCAAAACAAGUCUCCCCCAAAAAAACAAUCAAGAAGAGCACAUCCCUGACGAGCGCAUCCCUCUCACCACCAAAACACGCCCGAGGCAGCAGCACCGCAAAAGGCAGUAUGUUGCCAAAGCAGUCAGGGCAUGACGUACAGGCACACGCGAGCGUGGAACGUGGCAAUGCAGUGAGCAAAGAGGUAUGGGUAGAUGCGCAGUACGAUCUCGACACGCCGCUCUCGCAGAUCCUCACGACGACGAUGCUUUUUCCGAGUUUGACGGCUUCGGCAUGCUCGAGUGUUUGUUCGAGCUCGGGCUCGUGCUCGCCGUUGCUGGGGGAUGAGUGUGUCAGGACGCAGGUUGACGGUCAAGAAGGCCACUUACACGACGACUCCAGCGACAGCAUGCACUCCGACGACAGCGCCGACAUGCCCACAAUCGCGAGAGGCAUGGCAAAGAAGGGACAAAACCCUGGUCAGCAUGAUGGUGGCGAAAUUUCACAGGCGCUGAGAGACUUGAAACACGUACAGCUUGCGAUGCUGCGGAUGUUGGGGGCGCGAUUUGCUGAUCUUGCUGGUGAGGCUGGAAAGGAUGAAAGACGGGUUGAUGGAAUGGAUGGGGCUGUUCGGGAUAGUAUGGUACGGUUCUGUGCGGAGCGAGGAGUAGAUUUGCUGGGUCUGAGUCCGUCUGAUAGAGUUGAUGUGUAUCUUGCGUGUAUGGCGGAAAAGGGGAUGCCGUUGGGCUAUGAGCCUUAGAACCGGGGGAGGAGGGAGCGGAGAGGGCUGCGUAGAGGGUGCGAGGAGGAUAUGAUGCACUUAUGUGUUUUGUCGCGAGAUAAUACGAGCUGUACAUGACGCAUGUAUUCAGUUUGGUAAC